Messenger RNA from Pelobates cultripes (western spadefoot toad), 17740 nucleotides. Lineage: Eukaryota; Metazoa; Chordata; Amphibia; Anura; Pelobatidae. The record is from the annotation of a GenBank genome assembly.
AUCCAGUACCCCAGACUCCCCACAGAUAGGUGAAUUAAUAGCGGGGUGGGGGGCUAGAUACUUCCCUCUCCCCCUGCCGUGAUGGUACCGCCCGCCCCGUGACGCCGUAGUCACAGCAGUUGGCCGGCAGCCAGGCUCGGGUCGCCAUUGUGAUUCUCCGAGCGCGAGCAGUUGUGUGAGAGUGGCCGUGUGACGGACUGAGCUCCCGGCUGAUCUCGGUUCCAGUGUCGCCCCGUUGUAUCCCGGUCUCGGCUGCUCCCCUGGCGGCAUGGCGUGCGGGGCUACUCUGAAGCGCUCGGUGGAGUUCGAGGCCCUGAUGAGCCCUCAGUCUCCCAAGCGACGGCGCUGCGUCCCCCUGCAGGUAUCCCCGGCUCCCUCCCCCUCACAGAGGUGCGGCCACAGGACCGACACCCAGCAGGCUCAGCCAGCCACACAGCUGGGGGCAGACCGCAGGCUCACCCCGGGUAAGGAUAAGGGGGAGGAUUGGGGGAGGGGGGCCGACAUGUCUGUGUGUCUGUCCUGUCAUAUCUGGGGGAUCUCACAUGUCUGUAGGGGGGUGAGGGGGGCCUGACAUGUCUGUGUGUCCCCUAAUGGGAAUCUGCGAUGUCUGUGUGUCUGUCCCGUCAUGGGGGGGAGGGGGAUCUCACAUGUCUGACAUUUCUGUGUGUCCUCUAAUUGGGGGGGUGGGAGAGAGGGGGGGAAUCUCACGUGUCUGUGUGUCUGUCCUGUAUGGACUGUAUGUAGGGUUACAGUGAGUGGUAUCACCUGUCUCUGCAGACCAGAUUGUACAUUAUAGAAAUCGGGGGAAAUACUGAGUAUGCAAACAUUGUGUUUCCUAAUGUAUUCUAUCCACCUUAGUAUGGCCUUUUGUUCAUUGUUAAUUCGUGUGUGUGUUCUUUCAGACUCCUUUAUUUGUCCACGUUUGUGGUGCAGCCUUAUGGUACAAUUGUUUUAAAUUUUCUUUUCAAAUUUUAUCUACUUUCAAAAUCCCAUAAUUUAUAAGGAAAACUGAUUUUUGAAAAUUUAGCAAAUUUCUUAAAAAGGAAAAAAAAAAUGGACUAUCACAUUAAGUAUUGAGAAUCUUUCCUAUGACACUUGAAAUUUAACACAGCUGCUUCGAAUUUCUCAUUCUUGAGAUUUCUACACUUUAUUUUUCCUCCGGUUGACAAAAGGCGGAGCUUUUGUCAAGUCCCUGGUAGUCAUUAGUGACACCUGAGGGGGGAGAAAGGCUCUGUCUGUGGAGGGCCUCAUGGGAUCCUCAACAGACCUCGGUGUUGUACUCUUGCACCAGAAGAGCAUAUUGAUGGCUGCAAGAUACCGAUUCAAGUAUCUAUAACUCAACUUCCAAUGCACCCCGCGGCAUCCGGACACGCAGCCUAUCAGUAACUGUCAAGGUUCUUUGCACAUUGUGACAGAGCCACUUUAAUUGGCAAAUUAAGUUAAUUGGACAUGAUAUGGAAUGGCACACACCUGUCUAUAUGAGCUCCUAAAGCUGUGAAUUUAUAUCGGAGCCAAAAAAAGACCAUGAGGUGAAAGUAACUGCCUGCGGAACUCAGAGACAGAAUGGUAGACAGGCACAUCUGGGCAAGGCUACAGAAACAUUUUGUUUCAGCAUUGAAGGUUCCCAAAAGCACAGUGGCCUCGAUAUUCUUAAAUGGAAAAUGUUUGGAACAACCAGGACGGUGUCUACAAACUGAGCAACUGCUUGAGAUGUGCCUUGGUAAGAGAGGAUGACCAAGAACUCAAUGGUCAGUCUGACAUCAUGGUCAGACAACCAUCAUUACAAUACUCCACCAAUCUGACCAUUAUGGCAGACUGGCCAGACAGAAGUCUUUUAUCGCUGCAACACACAUGAACGUUUGCCUGUAAUUUGUCAAAAAGCAGGGGCUCUCAAACUGCGAGAAAGAUAAUUCUUUGGUAUGUUGAAAUGAAGAUUGAAUUGUUUGGCCUCAAUUCAAAGCAUCAUGUAUGAGGAAACCAGGCACUGCUAAUCACUAGUGAUGUCGCGAACUUGCCGCGAACGGUUUGUGGCAAACUCCGGUCAGCUGACACAUCCCUGCCAAUCUCCGGCAGACCCUCCCUCCCACCUCCUGGACAGCAUCCAUGUUGAAGCUGCCUUCAACAUGGAUGCUGUCCAGGAAGUAGGAGGGUCUGCCGGAGAUUGGCAGGGAUAUGUCAGCUGACCGGAGUUCGCGGCGAACCGUUCGCGGCAUCACUACUAAUCACCUGUGCAAAACCAUCCUAACAGUGAAGCGUUGUGGCAGAAUCAUGCUUUUUGGGUGUUUUUCAUGAACUGGAAGACUGGUCAGGUUUGAGAGAAAGCUGCAAAAUAUAGUGUAAUCCUUAGUGGAAAAAGACUGGGUCAAGGUUCACUACUUCCAACAAGACAAUGACCCCAAGCACCCAGCCAAGACAACUCGAGAGCUUAUGGACAUCUCUGUGAAUGUCCAUGAGUGACUCGACCAGAGCCUGAACUCGAACCCAAAUGAACAUCUCUGGAGAUAUCUGAAAAUGGAUGUUCACUUACAGUCUCCAUCCAAGCAGACAGCUUGAGAGGAUCUGCAGUAGGGGUUGACCGAUUAUCGGUCUGGCCGAUAUUAUCAGCCGAUAUUCUGUAUUUUCAGCAAUAACGGUAUGGGCCAAUAAAGAUACAGAUAUUGCCGAUAAUGCAGACCGAGGCCGCCAUCCCAGCAGCUCCCUUCAGCUCCCCUGUCUAACUCUCACGAGUCCCGCGGCCGUCAGAGCGUUGCCACAUGUUACUAUGCAAACGCUCUGCGUGGCACGCAGACCGCAAGAGUUAGAUAGCUACUGGGAAGGUAAGUAGGAGUGUGCUGGGCCCCCUCUGCAUAGCCCAUGCCACUGGACCACCAGGGAAUGCCAUAUCCCCCCUCCCUGGCCAGGUAAGAGGCAGGAAAAGGGGACUAAAACAAAAUGAUUAAAUAAAAAUGCCCCCCUCCCCCAUUUUACACACAUUACAUACCUACACAAACACACACUACAUAAAGACACACUGCAUUCACUAUACACACACUGCAUUCAUUAUAUGCACGCUAGACACACACUGCAUUCACUAUACAAGCACUACACAAACACACUGCAUUCAGUAUAUAUACACAUUACACAAACACACACUGCAUUUACUAAUAAAAUACUCUCGCUGCAUCCACCAAACACACACAUAUUCUUGAAAACCUAAAUUUGUGCAAAUAAAUAAAUAAUAAACCUGUUCAGUUAACAGUAGCUUUGUGUAGAAACUGUUUUUUUUUUUUUUUUAAUGGUAAGUGUACAGAAUAUCGGUAAAUUAUCUGCCUGAAAGUUCACAGAUUAUCGUUAUUGGCUUUAAAAAAAAUCAAUAUUGGUCGAUCCCUAAUCUGCAGAGAUGAAUGAGUGAGUGAAAACUACUCAUUCAGGUGUGCAAAACAUCAUAUGCAAAAAGAUUGGAGGCUGUAAUAGCUACCAAAGUUGCUUCAGCUACUGAAUUUAGGGUCUGAAUACAUAGGUCAUUGUGAUAUUUCAGGGUUUUCUGCUUAAUAUAUUUGCAGUGGGGUCAAAAAUUUUAUUUAUUUUUAUUUAUUUUUUCCAUAAAGUUUUUUGCGUAUUAAUAUGGGGGAAAACAAUUAACAAUUGUAACAUAAUGCUGCAGCUUUAAAAAAAAAAAAAAAAAAAAUUUUUUUUUAAAAAUUGCAUUUUCCUGGCAAUAUAACUUCCCCCUCCGUCAAGUAGACAGCCACUAGUGGUGUAAUUAACCAUAGCAGGUAAUCAUUGCAGUUUAUUAAAAACUGCAAUAAUUACCUGCUCAGGGUUAAGGGACCUGGGACAGUGCACGCAGAGCACUUUAAUAAACUGAAGUGGUGUGGGUGCCUAUGGUGUCUCUUUAAUAUGACAGAUUAGUAAUGUAUAGCUGUUGAAAAAAAAUUUUGGUCAAGGGCACACUUCAAUAAUAUUCACAUUUCCAAGGCACACCUGAUUUUGUUUCUCUUUUUAACUUCCUUUAUCAGCAGCAUAUGCAGUUAGGUCUAGACACUGGCACAAGUUUUAUUUUGGCUGUUUACCAACAUAAAUUCAAGUUACAACUAAAUAAUGAAUACCGGCUUGACAUGCAGUCUCUCAGCUUUAAUUUGAGGUUAUUCACAUCCAGAUUGGAGGAAGGGUUAAGGAAGUACAACUCUUUAAUAUUUAGGGGGCUUUUUUUUUUUUUUUUUUUUUUUUAAAGGGACCCAAAUAAUUGAACAAUUGAAAAAUCAAAAGCUGUUUUAUGGACAAGUGUGUGCUAUUACUUAGUUAUUUCUUCAUCAAUUAAGCAGGUAAAAAGGUCUGGAGUUGAUUCCAGGAGUGGCAUUUGCAUUUGGAUGCUGUUGCUGUGAACCCACAUGCAGUCAUAGGAGCUCUCGGUGCAAGUGAAACAGACCAUCUUUAGGCAGCAAAACAAAAAAUCCAUCAGAGAGAUAGCAGGAACAUUGAGUGGCCAAAUCAGCUUUGGUACAUUUCACCAAAAAAAAAAAAACGGGGAGCUCUGCAACAGAAAGAGGCCUGGAUGUCCACAGUAAACAUCGGUGAAUGAACGUAGGAUCCUUUCCAUGGUAAAGAAAAACCGCUUCACAAGAUCCAGCCAAGUGAAGAACAUUCUCCAGGAGGUAGGCAUGUCAUUAUCCAAGUCUACCAUAAAGAGAAGACUUCAUGAGAGCAAAUACAGAGGGUUUACAACAAGGUGCAAACCAUUCAUAUGUCUUAAGAAUAGAAAGGCCAGAUUAGACUUUGCCAAAAAAAAAAAAAAAAGCCAGCCUAGUUCUGGAACAGCAUUUUUUUGAGAAACCGCAAUAAUUACCUCUGAGGGUCAACUCCUCCUCUAGUGGCUGUCUACUAGAGGGGCUUCUGGAAUCGAAAAUGGACCUUUGGUCUGCUAUAUGACACUGGACGUCUUCACACCCUGCAGCAUCAGAAUUUUCCCCUUAGGAAAGCAUUGGAUAAUGCUUUCCUAUGGGGAAAACCUAAUGAGAGCGGGUAAUUGCUGCGCAUGUGCAUUAAGUUUCCCCCGCUGGCUGAUGUCGGCAGGGGAGGAGAGUGGGCGGAGCCUGACCCAGCGCCGAGGGACAUCUGCACUGGAUUCAAGUGACUGACUGGUUUUAACACCUUCAGCAUUGCGCGGGAGGGGGGCACUGCAGGAGCCUAUAGUGCCAGGAAAACAGGUUUGUUUUCCUGGCACUAUAGAAUCCCUUUAACUUUUCGUUAAAUUAAUUGUAUUGAUCCAAGUUAAUUUUACUUGUCAGCAUCGAUUACAUGCAUUUUCACAGCAAAAAAAUGUUUUGAAGGACAUUAAUCAGCAAAUCUAUGUACACUCAAUGACGUAGGUUGUUCUCCAAACUUGAGUAAUGCUUCACCUUGCAUUAAUGUUAUCAUUAUCUGUGUAUGUAUUUAUAAUGGUAAAUAACAAAGAAAGACCUCAGUUUACUGUUAAACUAAUCUGAAAAGUCAUUAUUCUGAAUAUGAAAUCUUCAUCUGGUUGCAAAUAUUAAACCUUUUAUAACAAUCUGUGAGAAUUAUUUUUUUUUUUUUUUUUAGGUUUAAAGGAAUGCUAUAGUCAAUGAAUUGGUCUGGUUGCAGUAGUCCUGCAAUGUUAACCCUUCCAUGUAAACAUUUCCAUUUUGUAGAAGCAGUAAUGGUUACAUGAAAGGGUUAACACACCUCUAGUGGUUGUCUUAAUGACUGCCAUUAGUAGUACUUCUGCCUCCAUUUUUUUUCACAUACAUGAGUAGCAGUGUUGUAGCUUGCUAUGUAUUUUUCGUUUUUGUUUUUUAGCAGUGUAUAUUAUCUAAUUUUUUAUUUUAUUUUAUAUAUAAAAUCUGUGUCCAGAAACCAGCCAAGGAUUGCACAGUUUCAACCUUUUCGGUCAUAGCAUGAUGGAGGUUCUGGUCUGCAAGGAGAAGUCCCUCUGAUAGCGGGUAGCUAGGUAUAAGAAUUCUUAGAGAGACUUUAACUUACAUACCAGAACUGGCGCCAUGCUUCUGAGACUCAAAAGGUUGAAACUGUGUAGUACAUGGUCCUUUUGGAUUACAACCCAUGCUAUAGUUAAAAUCUGUGUUUUUUUUUGGUUUUUUUUUAAACUGCAUUAAUUGCUAAGGUUACCUGCAGAAAUACAAAAUGAGCCUCUCUAUACUCAUCUGGGAGGUUAUGGAAACACCAUAGGUUAUUUCUUUGUCGAAUAAGGACUUUCCUUAGUCCAACUUAAAGCUGUGUGUCUAGCUUGAGGACAUCAGAGCAAAGUGUUUAAGAACUAUACAAACCUUUUCGAGGAAUGGGGCUUUGUGAACCUUAGAAUGUGGCAACCACCAUAGACUGCAAGUUUUUGAUGUAGAGAGAACCAGGUUGAAAUGCUGGGUUACAGACACACCCCAUUUUGUUUUCAGUCACUCACACUGCAACUAGAGGAGCUUUCUGUGUUUUGCAGCACUGAUGUUCUUCAUAUCCACGCCCUGCAUGGAGGCACUGAAUGUUCUUCAUAGAGAUGCAUUCAUUUAAUGCAUCUCUAUGAAGAGAUGCUGAUUUGGGGAAUCAGCAGGAGUCCUGAGUUAGAGAUGGUACCGCCGAGACAAUGCAAACUAUUGGGAGUGCAGGCUGCUUCUGUUCUAAACCUCAUGCAGGAUAACCAAUUAGAAAAAUAGGGAAUCAUAAGGCAGAUGGCCACUCUUAUUUUUAAGGAAAUGGUCACUUCCUAUGAUUUUUGUUUAGUUUACAUAUUUUAAUACUCAUAUGCGUGACAUGUGAAAAAUAAAAUCAAAUGUAGAAGUCCACUCCUCUUUAUCCCUCAUCUGGGCUUCUCCACUUAAGCUCUAUGCCAGAUACACUCUGUGCUCUACACCUGGAAGUCAGUAUAGAGCAUCUCAAAAUCCGCCUUUCUUCCCAGAUGUUUCUGAAUUACAACUCCCAUGAUUCUUUGGCUACCUGUGUCAUUCAAACCAUUAUUCAAGGCCAUCAACAAACAUCUGGGCACCAAAGUUUGAGAUUCCCAGCAGGAGAAUAACACAUUAUUUUUAUUAAUACCAUUUACAGUAGUUAACCUGGCCUUGUCUGAACUGGAUUAUGCCAUUUUCUAAAUCUUUAAAAGGGCACUAUAGUCACCAGAACUACAGAUUACUGUAUUUUGUUCUGGUGAGUAGAAUCCUUUCCUUCAGGCUUUUUGCAGUAAACACUGUAUUUUCUAAGAAAAUGCAGUGUUCACAUUACAGCCUAGUGAUAACUCCACUGGCCUCUCCUCAGAUGGCUACUAGAGGUGCUUCAUGGGGAAGUGCUGCACACUGUGCAGCACUGCCAUUCAGUUCAUCCACCCUCUGCAUGGAGACACUGAACGUUCCUCAUAGAGAUGCAUUGAUUCAAUACAUCUCUGUGAGGAGAUGCUGAUUGGCCGGGGCUGUGUUUGACUUGUGCCUUAUUUAGGAAGGCAAGGUGGGCAGGAGGCUAGAUGGUGGUUUUAACCCUAUAUGGCCAGAGAUACAUGUUUGUGCUCCUCUAAUAACAAUUUUAAAUUUCCCUGUCUGCUCUAGUUUUCUUUAAAACAUAAGACAAAGAAGGGACUACUUGUCUUUUGGAGGUUUCCUAUGCCUGACCAUCUCUGACCAGCAGAGGAGCAAAGUGUGCUUCAUUUCCAGUGGUCAUAGAAAUUUUCCCACAAUUCUCACCUAUACUCCAUGUUCCCACGAAGCGUCCUGUCACUUAGACAGAAUUUUUUUGGGGGCUGAAAAAAAGACAUCAAAUGGUAAGUUUUAUUUAAUUGUUUUUUUUACAGGUACUUGGUUAUUUUAUUCCCCCCUCACUAUUUUUAGGGUGAUGGAGGUAGGGGUUUAUAAAAUUUUUUUUUUGGGGGGUGACUAAGGGCUUGGGGUCACCUUGGAGGGGAUAACCAUAUCAUUUAGGUGGGGGUCAGGGGGGGAGGACAAUAGGUCUCUAACCCAUUUCCCCCACCCCCCCCAACCACUGGUCAGGGGUGGGGGUGAGGGGAGAGGACAGUAGGUCGUCUAGACAGUAGGUCGCUAGGUCCCCCCUUUGGUUUAACAGCCCCCACUCGUGUUGCUCGGGAAGGGGGAUAUGAGGUUGUUGUUUUGUUUUUGUUUUUUUUUAACAGUGAGCAGCCACAGGCUGCUCACUAUUUACUAGACAUGCCCCUACUAGCUAUAUAGCGAGUAAGGGCAGAGUUUACUAAUACAAAGUAAUCUUUACUUAGUAUUAGUACAUUUGCCUGAAAGACCAAUUUAGGUCUUUCAGCCUUUUGGUAGAUAGCUCCCUAAUACCGUGGGAAUUAGGGAGUUAUCUACUAAGGAUCGGAGUUUCAUUCAUUCAAAUGAAAUUCUGAUCCGAACAAAGUCCUGAAUUGCGUCCUAACACAAAUGGAGAAAGUAUUCUCGUUCUGUUAGGACGAAAUUCGGUAGUUUCGCCAUCGUGACAGGACGUUCUGGAAAAGUGAAAGGAGGCUUCGUGGGAACACAGAGGAUAGGGGAGAAUUGUGGUAAAAUUUCUAUGACCGUCGGAAAUGAAGCACUCUUUGCUCCUCUGCUGGUUAGAGAUGGUCAGGCGUAGGAAACCUCCAUAAGACAAAUAGUCCCUACUGUGUCUUAUUUUUUUUUUAAAGAAAACUAGAGCAAACAAGAAGAAAUGAAGAACAGAUCGUGAGAGAAGAGGAAUCAAUUUUAAAGAAAGGAAAGUUCGGCAUGACAGUACUGCUUUAAUGUUGUACAAAUAAUGAAUUAAAAAUAUUAGCAUGUGUGUUUGGGUUUGUUUUUGUGGGGGAGGAGGUUGGAUUUCUGGUAAAUUAUAAACUCUCCUUUUAACCCCUUAAUGCCGUUACAGCUUUAAAGGGCUUUAAAACCGUUGCGGCGGCGUAGAACGCCGUAACGGCUUAAGCCGGGGGGAGGUAAAAUUUACUUACCUCCGCUGCGAUCCUCUUCGGGAGGGCUGCCUGACAGCCCAGGCAGCCCUCCCCUGUCGAAUGAGGCCCCUGGGGGCCAUGUAAUCGCUCUCAAAGAGCGAUCACAUGGCCCCCUAUAGCUGGCUGUGGAUCUGCCAGCAGGGGGACUGUCUGAAAUGUCACAGUCCCCCUGCUGGUGGAAAGUGUAAAAAAAAUUUAAACAGGUUAUAAAAUAAAGUAAGUGUGUGUGUGUGUAACGUCAUACAUAGUGUAUUUUAAUACGAAUAUUAGUAUAUUAAUAUUAAAAUACACUUAGAAUGACUAUAUAUAUAUAUAUAUAUAUAUAUAUAUAUAUAUAUAUACACACGUAUAAUUACAAUAAUAAAUAAAAUUAAAAUAAUUAAAUAAAAUUUUAUAUAAAUUAUAUAUUCAUAUGUAAUUUCAUUCUAACUGUAUUUUUUAUAUAUAUAUGUGUGUGUGUGUGUGUGUGUGUGUGUGUGUGUGUGUAUAUGUAAUAUACAUAUAUAUGUAACAAAAUACACUUAGAAUUACAUUCUAUAUAUAUAUAUAUAUAUAUAUAUAUAUAUAUAUAUAUAUAUAUAUAUAUAUAUAUAUAUAUAUAUAUAUAUAUAUAUAUAUAUAUAAUUACAAAUAACCGCAAAUAUAUAUACAUACAUAUAAUUACAUAAAAGAUUACAUUAGUAUACACGUAGAAUUUAAAUAACUAAAUGCAUAUAUAUUAAAAUUCUACGUGUAUAUUUAAGUAAUCUUUUAACAUAAUUAUGUGAUUUGAUUAAUAUUUGAUUGACAUGCCUGACAACACAGGGAGAAGUGCAGAGAAUUUAAUUCGCAAGCACUAUAUUUGACCCUGUAACUCUCAAAGACACCAUAAAACAUGUACAUAGAGGGUACUGUUUUACUCGGGAGACUUCGCUGAACUCAAAUAUUAGUCUUUCAAACUGGUAAAUUGUAUUACAACGAUGAUAUUUUAAGUAAAAGUGAAGUUUUUUGCAUUUUUUUUUUUUACAAACGAACGGCACUUUUAUGGACUAUAUUAUUGUUGUAAUAUGUUUUACUGUUUUAAAACACUAAUAUUUGUGUUUAGUGACGUCUCCCAAGAAUAACAGUACCCCCCAUGUACAGGUUUUAUGGUGUUUUGGAAAGUUAGAGAGUCACAUAUAAGGCUUGCAUUUCAUUUUUUUUUGACAUUGAAAUUUGCCAGAUUGGUUAUGUUGCCUUUGAGACCGUAUGGUAGCCCAGGAAUGAGAAUUACCCCCAUGAUGGCAUACCAUUUGCAAAAGUAGACAACCCGAGGUAUUGCAAGUGGGGUAUGUCCAGUCUUUCUUAGUAGCCACUUAGUCACAAACACUGGUCAAAUAUUUUUUUUUUUUAUUUGCUUUUUUUCACACAAAAAUAAAUAUGGACGCUAACUUUGGCUGGUGUUUGUGACUAAGUGGCUACUAAAAAAGAUUAAACAUACCCCACUUUCAAUACCUUGGCUUGCCUACUUUUUCAAAUGGAACGUUCUAUAUUUGACCCUGUAACUUUCCAAAACACCAUAAAACCUGUUAAUGGUGGGGUACUGUUGUACUCGUGAGACAUCGCGGAUUACAAAUCUGUGCAUUUUUUUUUUUUUUUUUUGCAGUAAAACCUAACAGUAUUAUGACAUUUACAGCUAAAAUGUGAGGCGGAACUAUAAAUAAAAAAAAAAAAAGUUUUUUUUUUUUUUUAAUUUUAUUCAUAAUAGUUUCAUAGCUAAAUAUUUGAUAUGAAAUUAAAGCCCUGUUUCUCCUGAACAAAAUGAUAUAUAACUGUGGGUGAAUUUAAUAUGAAAAAGGUGAAUAACGGUUGAACAGACAAAUAGCGCAAAUUCCAGUUUUUGUUUACGUUUUGUUUUGAUCAGAACGUGCAUAUUGACUCCGUCCUGAAGGGGUUAAACAGCAAAAAAGACAAAACACCCUUCUCAGAUCAUAUCUACAGCAGAACAAUCCUUUUUAGACCAUACCUACAACAACAACAAAAACACCCUUUUCAGACCAAGUUUAAAGCCUCCUGUUUUUGGUUUUCAAGUCUGAUCUCUUCCCAACUCUCAGAGCAUGGUGUAUUUGAAUUGCAAAAGAGGAAAUGUCUCCUCUCCUUUGUCAGAAAGAGAAAGCACAGUGUUAUACAUGUUAUAAGGUCCUUGCAUUCUUAAGUCUUCCUGGGCUUUAAAGCACAGCUUGUAGCUCUAACCACAGUCAUUAGGACAGGAGAAACUAUUCUCAUGGUAUGUAGAAGCAAUACAUGAAUACAAAUCAGAUAUCUAUGUACAAAGUACUAAGGUAAAUUGACACCAGAUCCAAUUUCUGUCCCCGUGGCAACUUGGCAUUCUAGAUUUGUCUGGUCCUAUUGUAUUAAUUUGUGGGGGUUUUUUUGUUUGUUUUUUUGUAUAUAUCUGUCUUGUAUAUCUCAAAUCGAUAAGCAUUAAUUUAUUUUUAUUUAAGUCUGACUUCAAGUAUUUUGGUGGACUACUAACACUGAAAAUCUCUUUCAGAGCAAAUCUUUCAGAAUCUAAAGCAAGAAUAUACACGCUAUCAGAGGCAAAGACAUUUAGAUGAAACUUUUAGUCAAAUUGAAUCUGGAUCAUCACUUGAUGGACAGGCCAGCUUUUCACCGCUCACAACACCAGCUUCUCCAGGUAAUGAGAAUCAGUCUGUUUUAUUUUUUUAUUUUAUUUUCUCUGUACGUCAAUUUUAUUCUACAUUUUCUGAUAAUUUUCCAACCAGGUUCACUGGGAAAGAAGGACCAACCAACAUUCAGCCUGCGACAAGUAGGAAUGCUGUGUGAACGGCUUCUUAAGAACCAUGAGGAAAAAGUAAGGGAAGAGUACGAACAGAUUCUCAACACAAAACUAGAAGGUCAGUCAGAUAUUUCUAGUACUGCACUUUAUGUAGAAGGUGGGUCUUUCUGUGUGUGAGUGUGUAUAGAGAUAGAUAUAUCUCUCUGUAGUAAACAAUUGUGCUGUUGCAGUAAAUCUAAUGACCUUCAUUAGUUCAAAUCCUCUGUGUGCCUGUCCUUGGAUCCUACAUAAUGGCUCAAAGUUUGUUUGAGGUGACAUUUGCGCGCAUACACACCCCAACUUAUUGAGCACUUAAACAAUGCUCUACUGACUGUUUUCAGUCUUGGAGCCUUGUAAAUAAUAUAUUUUGAGUAUGUGAAAAAAAUGCCUCGGUCAUAUUUUACUUUCUUUCUUGAACCCUUUCUCGUCUUUGCCCUAUGUGAAUUGAGAAACCAUUCACCAUAAUGAGGAAAUUUAUAUUCGCACACCACUCCACUCAUGGACAAGGCGGUGAAUUUAUUCCAGUGCUUAUGCGAUCUUAAAAUGCCUGCUCUGUAUUCGAUAUUCAGACUGUGAAAUACAUAGCGAAGUGUCUGGGAUGUCUUCAAAAGCUGCUUACAUAGAAUGUUAUGUCUUCAAAUAAGCUUAAUGCAUGUCGCUGUAAGUCAUAUCUCAGAUAAAAUAUGGAUGUAAUUAUGUAAAGAACCACAAAUGACUGUGCUGUGUAGGUUGUUUUCUUGUCUGUUUGAGAAAAAAAAUUUUUUGCAACAGUAAGAGAAUACAUGCUUUAUUUGGUUUUAUAUGUAUGCCUUAUUGUUUUACUGUAGAACAAUAUGAAUCCUUUGUGAAAUUCACACACAACCAGAUUAUGCAACGAUAUGGAACAAGGCCUGCCAGCUGUAAGUAUAUUUUUCUCUUAAGGAUUAAGAUACUUUUGUUCUUUUUAAAAUGCAUUUUAUUGGGGGCGGAGCCUGACCGGGAACCAAGAUGGCCGCAUAAGGCACGAGCUCCCGAGACCCAGGUCCUAAAAAAGCAGUGAGAAGCCUACUGAAUGGAGCAUAGACCCCUCCACACACGCACACAUUCGUGACCCAGACUGCUGCAUCCAGCAAUGGGAGGAAACCAAAAAAACUGUAUCUACCGCCUUUGGUGGCCUCGCUGUCCACGAGACGAGGCGUCAUCUUCCACACAGAGACCCGUAGACUCUGCCUCAAACGGACCCAAUGAGCCAAACCCACCCAAAGGUGCAAAGUAUUAACGAGGAAACACCCCGGUUGUCUUGCACUCCCUGGUAUAAAUCCCAUACCUGGGGCGAGAAGCACCCCGGGACCAAUCCCCAUCAAGCCCUACAACAACAGGGCUGAUGGGUCUUAUACCGAUCUUUCUCAGGACACACCUACACCUCUCUACACAUUUAGCCUGGCACAGGUUAGAAGACCAAGCAGUAGUUUUUGUUUACCUUCCUGAUAUACCAUGACAACCCUACGUUUUCCUUCACAAUACCCAGGGUCAGGAGACGUCAGACGCUGAAAACCCUCUGAGUCGACAAGGAUGUGGUACUGUCUACCAGCUGGGUCUAUCUGCCUCUCCCCCACGUGUGCAACCCACCCCCCCACCCAUCACAAUGCCAGCUAGGUAACCUGCAUUCCCAUCAACUGUAAGGGGCUCUACAACCCCUCAAAACGCAACCAACUUAUGCGCUGGGCCAACUGCACUGGAGCAGACACACUCCUCCUCCAGGAGACACACUACUUCAGUGCGUGCCCAUUUCCUCUCUUUAGCCGACACUUCAGGACUUGUGACUUAGCCAGUUCCAACAUGGGCAAACACAAUGGGGUGGCAAUACUGCUACGGAAAACAUGCCCCCUACAAGUCACCGAUACACACGGGGACGAUACCUCACAGUACCAUGGAUGAUCAGUCCCGCCAAAUUCGCAAUCACCACUAUAUACGCACCCACACACCCGAACCUGCAAUUCUGGCUCGCCCAACAAGCACACCUUAGCCUAUACCCAUGUCACCACAGAAUCAUAGGGGGGACUUUAAUGCCACGCUUUCCCCUUCCCAAUCCCAGCCACUGCCCCAACUCUCCAGAUCAGAUAAACUAAUGGCUGACUUCAUAACUCAGACAGGACUACUAGACAUCUGGCACCACCCAACUACACAAGACUUCACCUUACUCGCACCCACACCACGCAUACUCCCGCAUAGACUACUUCCUUAUCUCCCCGUCCCUUCUUCCCCACACAACCAUGACUGCACUUGGCAACAUCACAUGGUCCGACCAUGCAGAAAUCUUCCUACAAAUCCAACUGCCACAAAUCUCGCAACCCUGGUUGUGGCAGAACUCAGAACAGAACUCACACAUUACUUCAACACAAACAAAAACUUGGUCCAAUCACCCGCAGUCUUGUGGGCGGCCCAUAAAAUGGUGAUCAGGGGAUCCCUCAUUAGCAUAGCAACCGCACACAAGAAGAAACAAAUGGCCUACAUAGAAUCAUUACUAGAGACGAUCAGACAACUGAAAUCCCAACAUCAACAGUCCCCCACACAGGACCUCGCGACACAGCUCCAAACCCAACGCGAAGCCCUUAAAAAGGCUAUGGCGAAAGAUGCAACGAAAGCAUUACAAUGGACAAAACAAGUGUUCUACGAGAAAUACAAUAAAGCACACGCUUCUAGCCCGUAGACUGCGCAAACGCAUCCAAGCCAAACAAAUCACCUCCAUUCUAACCCCCUUAGGACAGCCUACUGACAUCCCCAGCAAAAUUGCAGAGGUAUAACCAGCAACCACUACCCUCAUAAUAGUAUAUCCUCUCCUUUAAAUAAGUUUACUUUUUACCCCUUUUCUUUUUCACCCUCUUCCAUGUUCAUAGUUCAGUUACCCUACAAAAUACCAUGGAGUAGCAAACAAACCCAAAAAUCAGCAGGGAACGCCCACAGAGAAAAACCACAGCCCCAGGAACACGUGGACAAUAGGGACACAAUGACAAAUCAAACGCAAAAAUGUUCAAGUAUACAACUCCAGCAAAGCUAAUUACGAUCUGAACUCACGUUGUUAAAUUGUAAGAUGAAUGCAUGCGUAUAACCCUGUGAAAGGUUCCUCUCUGUAACAAAUGACUAUGCAAAAUCUAACUAAUAAUCAGAGGGGUUUUUUUUUGUUUUGUUUUUUUAAAUGUGUUUUUUAUUAGAACAAAAUUAAGUAAUAAUGCUUGCAUAUCUGCAAAAGAAAUGGGCUGUUGAUAAUCCCCCUGCAAAUUUUGCUAGGUUUGUUGACUAUUGUUUGUCGGCUAGUAACCUGCUGAACAAAUUCUAUUGCAAGCUCUGUCAAUAACAUUCAUGAUUUUUAAACGUAAAGAUUAAUUCUUACAGGUUGUUAUCUUUAAUAUUUGCAACCACAUCAAGAGUUCAUAUUUUAGAAUAACAUUUUUGAGUUAAUUUAACACUUCUAACUGAUUUUUGUUAUGUACUUUUUCUGAAUUUUGUGUAUCUUUUAUCUAAAAUAUAUUCUACUGUUAGGUUGAAUUGGUAAUGUAAUAAAGAUUAUAUCCUGUUUCUUUGCAGAUGUUUCUUGAAGUUAUCCUUUUGCUGUAUGGAUUGUGAGCUUUGAUGUCAAGUUCGGCUGCUCAACAUUGCAACCUUUUCGUUAUCCUCAGACUUUUAUUAUCCAUUUUGGCUGCCUUGUGUCUUUUUUGGAAAUGCAAAAAAAAAAAAAAAUCAGUCUCUUCAAACCGCACAGCCCUUCCUAUUUUGUUUGCUCAAUUUAAGAGAUGAUCUGCCAAGGACUUAUUUUGUUAAAAAUUUUCAAUUAGCUUCAUCUGGUCACUCCCUACCUUUUACUGCCAAUACAAUUGACAGUCUCUCUAUUAUUUUUUUUUCAUAUAUUUUAUUGUGAAUAGUUUGCAAAUACUUAUGGACUGCUUUUGAUGCACAGCAGUCAUGUUUAAGAACAUUUGGGGUUCUAAACACAAUAUAUAAAUUAAAAGGCCAUGCAAUGCAGGCCUUAUCUAAUGUACUUUGUGAAUAGUGGUUUUGUAAUCCGAUUGCUAUAUGCAUAAAUACACAAUAUAUUCUCAUGUAUAUAUUUCCUCUCCCUCCCCCAUUUUUAUUUGUACACUAUUGACUGUUAAGACAUUUGUGCUUGGAAACCUACUGGGACACAGAAUUGUGUUUUUAAUGUUGUUUGCAUUUGUUUUAUAUGCAUAUAAUAAUCAUAAAAUUCAUAUUGACUGUAUAAAUAGUUUCAUUUCUUUGAGGGAGGUGAAAUAUUGGUUAAAAAAAAAUGCAAUAUUGUGCCUACAAUUUAACUUUGCACUUAAAGUAUCUUGCUAGGUUUGUUAUGUUGAACAAUAAUCUGAACUUAUGGAAUUGUGUUCAUUUUGUUGGUUUAAAAAAAAAAAAAAAGUGCUAUUUAUAUUGCACAUUAAACCUUUUAUACACUGUUGGGUAGUGAAGAGUGUUAAGGGGUGGUACAUGAUAAGAUGAAUAUAAAGGGUUUCCAACCUAAAGUGUGGAGUGUAACUUUUAACGUUUCAUCUAUCCAUCUCAUGAUGAUUGGGUCCUGUUUUUAUAUUAGUUUGUAGUGAUGUCCCGAACGGUUCGCCGCGGACGGCGAACAUAUGCGGUAAACUUUGACCCUGUACCUCACAGUCAGCAGACAAAUUCCAGCCAAUCAGCAGCAGACCCUCCCUCCCAGUCCCUCCCACCUCCUGGACAGCUCACUAAGAAUGCAGCUUCACAAUGAAUGUAAAAUGGAUGCUGUCCAGGAGGUGGAAGGGAGGGUCUGCGGCUGAUUGGCUGGAAUGUGUCUGCUGACUGUGAGGUACAGGGUCAAAGUUUACCGCAUAUGUUUGCCGUCUGCAGCGAACCUUUCGGGACAUCACUGCUAGCUUGUAUAAAUUGCUUUUCAUAGCGGUCAGAUACACUCCAAAUGUAUAAAGCUCUUCAACAAGCAUUAUAUGAAUGUGUAUAGACUAUGUAAUAUUGUAAUAUAUAUACAUACACAUUCUAUUUAGAAAGUAUUAAGACCCCGUCACUUUUUAAUUUUAAUUUUUUUUUUUUUGCUGCCUUAUGCUAUAAUUGUUUAAGUGUGUGUGUUUGUUUUCUCAAUCUACACUCAAUAUCCCUUAAUGGCAAAGCAAAAAAACACAUUUUUGACACCAUUGUCUUAACUGCCUUCCAACAGGCUAAUAACUGUAAGUACACAGCCAAGACAAUGUGUGUAACUUAGGGACAACUCUGUGAAUGUCCUUAAGUAGUCCCAGAUUGGAACCAAAUCGAACAUCUCUGGAGAGGCCUGCAAAAUACUUUUUACAGACUGUCCCCAUCCAACCUGACAGAGCUUGAGAGGAUCUGCAGAGAAAACCUUACCCCAAACUUGUCGCAUCAUAUUCAAAAAGUGCUUUAACCAAGUACGAGUUAAGGGUCUGAAUACUUAUAUCAAUGUGAUAUUUCAGGGUUUUUUUUUUUUUCUCUUUCAUUUUAUAAUGGUGUCAAAAACCUGUUUUGUGUUUAGGUUGUUUUUUUGUUUUGAGGGGGGGCAGGUGUUUAUUAUGGGGUAUCGAAAAUAUAUUUAAACAAUUGUCAUAUAAAGUGAAAAUUAAGGGAUGUGAACACUUUAUGAAUGCACUGUUUUUAUAAUAUAUACAAGGCUGUACUGUAGAUUUUUAGGGGGGGGGAGGGGAGGUUUCCCUGUCUCAUCUAUUAUCUGAGUCAGGGCUAACCCAAGUGUAUAUGCUACCAUGGAUAGCCAGGAGAUAUAAAUAUACUCAUCUUCGAAAAUACAGACAAGACACUUGAUUAUUUUAUUUUCAAACUUUUUUUUUUUAUUGUCAUGAGUUAUUGUGUUAUAUUAAACAAAAUAUUCACAAAUAUUACUUUGUAGAUAGGAAGUUAAAAACUGUAUUUUACAUCUUGCAUGAACUUUUUGUUUAAAAGACGUGUAAAGAAGGAGAAAAAUAAAUUUAAAAAAAAUUAAAAUAUAACCUUAAACCAAAAUAACUGAGAGAUGCUCUGUUAUGUUUCCU